AUGCCAGAAGAGCCGCAGCCGCGCCGGGCAGCAGCAGCAGCAGCAGCAGCAGCAGCCUCAUCCUGCCCGCCCGAAGGCGCCGCUCCCCCCGCCGCCGCCGCCGCCGCCGCCGGGGACUGCCUGGAGCGCCGCGGGCGGGGAGGGGGCGACUGGCCGGCCGGCCAGGCUCGCCCCGCCGGGCCCGAACAAAGGAGGCGCCGCAGCGGCGGGGGCGGAGCCAGGAGCCCGGCGGGGGUCCCUCCCUCCCUCCCUCCCUCUCUCGCCCAGGCGGGGAUCGGGGCCCUGCGGCAGCGGCGGGGCUGGCCCGGCUUUGACGCCUCUGCCGUGAUGCUGCUGCUGCUGCUGCCCGCCGCGGCCCCCCCGACGCCCGUGCCGCGCCGCCGCCUCUGA
Molecule: messenger RNA, 390 nt
Organism: Sphaerodactylus townsendi
Lineage: Eukaryota; Metazoa; Chordata; Lepidosauria; Squamata; Sphaerodactylidae
Product: transmembrane protein 200C-like
Exons: 2
Coding region: 1-390 (129 amino acids)
Source: RefSeq, a predicted model, not a curated record